CCGGCUUGAAGUCAACGUCGUAGAAUCAGAAUCUGUUUUAAGAAAGUACGGAAGUACUAAUAAUUAUUCUACAUAAGCGAGAUUAUCUUAAAGUUAAUAGAUUUUCAUUUUUAAACAAUGGAUAAUUAUCAACGAACAUAUACUGUCUCAAACAAUAAAUAUAUGAAACGUGGUAAUCAAGAAAGAUAUCACAGAAAUAAUUACAGAAAUGAAGAGAAUCAGUAUAAUAAUUCCAGAUAUAGCAAUUCUGACUGUGAAUCUGAGAAGUUUAUUAUACACAUUAACAGUGAUAAAGUAGGAAAACUGAUUGGUAGAAGUGGAGCUAACAUUAAAGAUCUUCAAAGCAAAACAAAUACAAAAAUUCAUAUUGAUAGAUCAACUGGUAAUGAUACUACUGCUGUAACUAUAAUUGGUUCCAAAGAAGCACAACAGCAUGCUCAGAAUGAAAUAGAAGAUUUAUUGAAAGAUUCUUCAUAUGUAUCGACAGAAGCAAAGAAUGAGCAAACAGAACAAUAUGAGCAAGAGGAUAAACCACAAAUUGAUUUUACAACAUUUGAUUGGACCAAAGCUGGUGAAGAAUGUGAUGCAUAUAGAAAAGAAAAAUGGUCAAAGUUUGCACCUGUUAUCAAGAAUUUUUAUAAAGAGCAUCCAGAGGUUGCUAAUAUGACAAAAGAACAGGUAGCUCAUAUUAGGCAAACAAACAACAAUAUAGAAGUAAGAUAUAUGUUUGAAAAUGAAGAAAAAAGUUCAGAGAGUUCAAAAGAAUUCCCCAUACCCAAUCCUAUUGAAACAUUUGAACAAGCUUUUGAGGAUUAUCCUGAGAUACUGGAGGAAAUAAGAAAGCAAGGAUUUGCUAAACCAAGUCCAAUACAGUGUCAAGCUUGGCCUGUUCUCCUUAGCGGUAAAGACCUUAUUGGAAUUGCGCAAACAGGCACAGGUAAAACACUGGCAUUUUUGUUGCCUGCUUUAAUUCAUAUCGAAGGACAAGAAACACCAAGGUCAGAGAGAACUGGGCCUAAUAUUCUUGUUAUGGCACCCACCAGAGAAUUAGCAUUACAGAUUGAAAAAGAAGUGAAUAAAUAUUCUUAUCACGGUAUAAAAGCGGUAUGCAUCUAUGGAGGUGGCAGCCGUAAAGAACAAGUCAAUAUAGUAACUAAAGGUGUAGAAAUAGUCAUUGCGACUCCUGGUAGACUAAAUGAUCUUGUAGAAGCAAAUAUUUUAAAUAUUUCUUCGGUCACGUACCUUGUAUUAGACGAAGCUGAUCGCAUGCUUGACAUGGGAUUUGAACCACAAAUUAGGAAGACUUUGUUAGAUAUAAGACCAGAUCGGCAAACAGUUAUGACGAGUGCUACGUGGCCUCAAGGUGUUAGACGUUUAGCUCAGUCGUAUAUGCAAAAUCCGAUUCAAGUAUUUGUCGGGUCUCUCGAUUUAGCUACUGUACAUACAGUAAUGCAGAAAAUUUAUAUAGUCGAUGAAGAAGAAAAAUCAGAUAGGAUGUAUCAAUUUUUCCGUGAGAUGGCCAUCACCGAUAAGGUAAUAGUAUUUUUUGGGAAAAAAUGCCGAGUAGAUGACAUUGCGAGUGAUUUAGCUCUUCAAGGUGUUAACUGUCAAAGUAUACACGGAGGAAGGGAGCAGUGUGAUAGAGAACAAGCAUUAGAAGAUUUAAAAACUGGCGAAGUACAAAUACUUCUUGCAACGGAUGUUGCCAGUCGUGGCAUCGAUAUUGAAGAUGUUACGCAUGUAUUAAAUUAUGAUUUUCCGCGAGAUAUUGAAGAAUACGUUCACCGAGUUGGUCGAACGGGUCGCGCUGGACGCACUGGAGAAAGUAUUACAUUUAUGACAAGGAAAGAUUGGGCUCUUGCGAAGGAAUUAAUUACUCUUCUAGAAGAAGCUAAUCAAGAAAUUCCUGAGGAACUGUUUAAGAUGGCUGAAAGAUUUGAAGCCCGAAGAGAUAAACGAGAUUUUCCACAGAGAAGGGGUGGCAACAGAAGAUACUGAUUCUUACGUCUAUGUUCGUGAGCUCAUGUUCCUAAUAUUCCUAAUAUGGUAAAAUUUCCAUAGUUAUUAGUAACUAGCUUGGUACCUUCUUUUUUUACAUAUAUAUAUAUAUUUUUUUUUUUUAAUUUUGUUUCAUACCACGUUGUAUUCUUUUUUUUUAAGGUAAUGAAUUUCAUAAAAAGCAUAAUGGUAGUUGUUUCUAAUUGAAAUAAAAAAUUAAAAUUUGAUACAA
Molecule: messenger RNA, 2230 nt
Organism: Osmia bicornis bicornis
Lineage: Eukaryota; Metazoa; Arthropoda; Insecta; Hymenoptera; Megachilidae
Product: probable ATP-dependent RNA helicase DDX43
Exons: 11
Coding region: 118-1998 (626 amino acids)
Molecular function (GO): RNA helicase activity; ATP binding; RNA binding
Source: RefSeq, a predicted model, not a curated record